This is a messenger RNA of Tetranychus urticae (two-spotted spider mite), 1595 nucleotides long. Its product is annotated as tribbles homolog 2. Gene Ontology annotation, cellular component: nucleus. Gene Ontology annotation, biological process: positive regulation of proteasomal ubiquitin-dependent protein catabolic process; protein phosphorylation; regulation of MAP kinase activity. Gene Ontology annotation, molecular function: mitogen-activated protein kinase kinase binding; ATP binding; protein kinase activity. The record is from RefSeq and is a predicted model, not a curated record. NCBI's taxonomy places the organism in Eukaryota, Metazoa, Arthropoda, Arachnida, Trombidiformes, Tetranychidae.
UUUAUUUCGCUCUUCACAUUUAUUCCCUUUUCAUUUGAAACUCAAGUUUUCAGUCGGAAAAGUCACUUUAAUAGGAGAUAAUCAACUUUGAAAUUGUUUAUAUUUUUAUGUUUUCAUCAGUUUUCCUUGCAAAGUUUCCAUUUCUUUUAUUUGCAUGAAUUGCUUCUCUGCUCUCGUUUAUUUAUAAAUAUAUAACACAUUUUACCAGAUAAAAUUUCACCAUCAACACAGAUAUGCUUACAUAUGUUCGAGAUAAAGGAAAGUUAACUGAAAAUGAAGCUCGUCCGCUUUUCUAUCAAAUCUGUGCCAUUGUUGCCGAUUUUCAUUCAAAAGGAAUCGUACUCAGGGAUGUAAAACUACGCAAAUUUGUCUUCAAAGAUCCUGAAAGAACUCAAUUGACUUUGGGAUCUUGGGGUGAAGCUAUUGUACUUGCAAAUCCACGGAAUGAUCUAAUUGAUGACAAAAAUGCCUGUCCCCUCUAUGCCAGUCCUGAAAUAUUGCAUAAAUCAACUACUCACUAUUCAGGACGCCGUGUUGAUUGUUGGUGUCUUGGUGUCAUUUUGUAUACAAUGUUAACUGGCCAUUAUCCUUUCCAUGAUCCUGAUAUCAAUGUUUUAUUCACUAAAAUACGAAAAGGACAAUUGGAAAUACCAGAUUCAAUUUCUCCAACCGCUGAAUUUUUGAUACGAAAUUUACUUAAUAGGCAACCUAAAGAGCGACUGACUGCUCGCGCCGCUAUGCAAGACAGAUGGUUCACCGAGAAAGAUGUUUACUUAGAGCCUUAUGACCUUCUUCCUGAAAGCCGACUUCUUGAAACAGAUUCUUCUUCAGCAGCAAGGUCACAUAAUACACACACAACAUCAUCAUCAUCACAUCGUACAGCAGUCAACUCGUCAGCUUCGAAUUCACGCUCUCAUCCACCUUAUUCGUUACAACAAAGAUAUUUACCACGAAACCGAGCUAACAGUCGCAAAGUUUAUACUACCUCGAUCUCAAACGACCAAAUUGUUCCACAAAUGAACACAUUCCAGCGUGAAAGUGAUGCAAUCUUCCAUUGGACACUUACUUCUGGCCUCUUGUCCUAACGUUGAUACAACCAUAGAAAACUUAAUCACUGAAUACUGAUUCAACUUAUUCAGUAUCAAUGGUGACCCGUAAAAAAUACAACUGAUCAUUAAUCAACUUAAUAAGCUUGAUUUUAUACAUAUGCUUGAUUCUCAAAACAAACUUUUCUUCAGUUUAAAAUCUACUCACUAGUGUGUGCUGCUGAAGACUUAUUUCUGGACUUUGAAGUAAUGUUCAACAACUGAUUUCUUUUCGUUGCAGCAUAAAAGAUAAAAUCAUGACAAUAAUGUUUUCCCAGACAAAAACAACAAUAUAAUGAUUAUAAUUACAAUGAAUCUCUAAAUUGAUAAAUGUGAAUAAGUUCAACUUAUUAGCAAGUUUAAACGAUUCAGUUGAAAACUGAGCCAUUUAGCAACAAAUAAUUUUUUCAAAUCCGAUCUUAAAGUCCAUUUAUCUUUUCUGGCACAUGUUGAACUAUAAAUGAAAUUAAUCUGCAAGUGAAUUGAAAUUUAUCAAUAAAAUUUAUGAAU